Miscanthus lutarioriparius is the source of this 444-nucleotide messenger RNA. NCBI's taxonomy places the organism in Eukaryota, Viridiplantae, Streptophyta, Magnoliopsida, Poales, Poaceae. The record is from the annotation of a GenBank genome assembly.
AUGACGAUAAGUCCUCCGACGCAGACUACACCACAGACGAUAGCAAUCGCCACUGGCACAUUGAUGUUUAAGGACCUCACAUUCAGCAAAGGGAAGAUUGCCGGCUACAAGCUGUUCGAGGUGAUAAGGCAGAGGCCAAAGAUAGUUCAGGACACGGCUGAUGGGAGGUGCCUUGAUGAAGUUCAUGGCAACAUUGAGUUUGAGGAGGUGGCCUUCAUCUAUCCUUCCUCCCCUGAUGUCAUGAUUUUUCGCGAUUUUUCUCUCUUCUUCCCCGUUGGGAAGACUGGAGCGGUCAUUGGUGGCAGUGGCAGUGGGUCUGGAAAGAGCACGAUUGUUGCUCUCAUUGAGCGGAUUUACGAUCCUAAUCAGGGACAAGUUUUGCUGGAUAAAGUGGACAUCAAGACGCUGCAAUUGAAGUGGCUCAGGGACCAGAUUGGUCUGUGA